This is a messenger RNA of Monoraphidium neglectum, 230 nucleotides long. RefSeq lists its product as hypothetical. The annotation marks the transcript as partial. The record is from RefSeq and is a predicted model, not a curated record. The transcript has a single exon. Lineage: Eukaryota; Viridiplantae; Chlorophyta; Chlorophyceae; Sphaeropleales; Selenastraceae.
AUGCUCCUGGCCAUGCGCAUGGGUGUGCUCAGCACUGCUGCAGCUGCGGCUGAGUUCGCCAGGCGGCGCGCCGGGCCGGGGGAAGAAAACGACGGCGGGGGAAUAUGGGGCUGGGUCGUCGGUGCAGGCACGGCCGAGGGCGUGCGGCAGCAUCGCCGCCCGCGCCGGCCGGCGGAGCCGGGCGCGUCAGCGGCGGCUCCUGGGGUGUGGGGCCUGCUCAACACGCACUA